This is a messenger RNA of Rangifer tarandus platyrhynchus (Svalbard reindeer), 456 nucleotides long. Lineage: Eukaryota; Metazoa; Chordata; Mammalia; Artiodactyla; Cervidae. The record is from the annotation of a GenBank genome assembly.
AUGAGUGAGCAGGCCUGGCCCACAGGGAGUUCCCCUGUGGGAGAACCAGCCGGGCCAGGGCAGAGGGGGCAGAGGCGUGGCUACAGGACACCCGGGUCCUCCCUCACUGCCAACCCGCUCUGUGACUUCAGCAGGACUUCCUUGGGCCUUCGGUUCUACCCCAGUGAAAGAAUGUGCUGGAACCACAUGACCCUGAGGUUCCUUCCUCAAGGAGUUGAGAACGGCUAUGACUCCCCAGUCCCUGCCCCAUUUGAAGGUGCCUGCUCAGAGAGGCGGGGCCGGCCCCACUGGGAGGCCCUGGGUGGCCGCAUGUCGGGCGGACCUCUGGAACCAGGCCACUCACACUCGCCCUCUGACUCACAGGGACUUGGGAGCAAGGGCCUGUCCACACCUUUCCGUGGGGAACUUGAUGGUGAGCUUACUAAAGAGGACACGUGGGGGCAGCGGGUGCUCUGA